This is a messenger RNA of Phlebotomus papatasi, 1218 nucleotides long. RefSeq lists its product as uncharacterized. The transcript has 2 exons. The record is from RefSeq and is a predicted model, not a curated record. NCBI's taxonomy places the organism in Eukaryota, Metazoa, Arthropoda, Insecta, Diptera, Psychodidae. The coding region runs from base 124 to 933 and encodes 269 amino acids.
CGGCUGAAUUUUGACAUUUAAAAUGAGAGUUAAAAUUCGUGUAAACAAAAUUCUUUCCCGGAAAAGCCAGUGAAAACAAAAAUUGAAUAACCUGAAAAUAGAAUUAAUAAAAUUUGUUUUAAAAUGGGAAAGUUCAAUGAGGAACAACUGAGAACAGCGCUAGAUUUCAUGAAAAGACAUCCGGUGAUGCUGCAGAAGCGCAACAAGAUGAACAACAAGUCCCGGAUGAGUUUGUGGAAGGACCUGGUGGACAAACUAAACAACCAUGGGCCACCAUACAAGUCCGAAAUAGGCUGGAGAAGGUCUUGGGCCAAGAAGAAGUUCGAAAUGACGAGGGUCCAGAAGCGAAGGGUGUCGGUUUAUGAAGAUUUGGACAACCUUCUGGCCAGAGCUUCUGAGAUGUCAAAGUCUGCAGAUUCUCAGGAGUAUUCUGAGGCAGAAGAUUCAGAAGAGGAUCAUGACACAACUGAUGUGGAUCCGCUUCAGGUCAGGAAAAGGGAUUCCAAGGUUCUGACUUACGGCAGACAGAGCAAUCCUGAAGUGAAGCACCGCAAUUUGCCCAAAGUGGAAGUCAUAGAGACUUCAUAUGAGAGCAAUCCCAACGGAACCUCUUCACAUGAUCGAAGUUUGGUUAGAAAUAGUCACAGGAAUAGUCGACCUACCGAGGUUUCAAAUCCCACCAAUUCCUGCCCUCCUGAGUAUAGUUCGUCACCUUCUCCCCAUGAAAUAGUGGAAAGUUCCUCCAGGAGGCAGAAAAGUAGCAGAAGUAGCCCAGAAAACAGCGUUGAGCUCUUCUUCAAGUCACUGGCGAUUGAAGUGAACAGGGCAAAUCUGCCCUCUGAUAGGCUCUUCAAUCUCGAAUUGUGUGUGAUGAAGCUGGUGUCAGAGAAGAUUCAGGAGUACGAAAGAGCAGAAGCACAGAUGAGACAUUAAUUUGGAAAAGCCCAGACCCAGGUGCGAGAUUUCUAGCGGAAUUCACAGAAGAAAGAUUGAACAUCAACCAAGUUCUGGGCUGCAGUGAAACCUGAGAAACUGGUUUCCCUGGUUCCCUUGAUCUUGCUGAUCUCUGGGGAUCGAUGAGUGUCGGAAGUGGAAAAUUCAAAGUGAAAAAUUUAUUGAGAACUCUGCAGGAGAUUUAGAGUGAGACAAAUACUGAGAAGUUUGUAAGAAAAAAAUCAGAAGAAGAAUAAGAAUAAACAGAAGUUGCAAAGAAAAAAA